Messenger RNA from Xiphophorus hellerii (green swordtail), 2710 nucleotides. RefSeq names its product cell wall protein DAN4-like. NCBI's taxonomy places the organism in Eukaryota, Metazoa, Chordata, Actinopteri, Cyprinodontiformes, Poeciliidae. The transcript is spliced from 10 exons. The record is from RefSeq and is a predicted model, not a curated record. Bases 491 to 1942 code for a protein of 483 amino acids.
UACAGCAGCUACAACCACAACAACAGUAGCUCCAACCACAAUAAAAACUGCUUCAACUACAACUACAGCACCUACAACCACAACAACAGUAGCUCCAACAACAAUUACAACUGCUUCAACUACAACUACAGCAGCUACAACCACAACAACAGUAGCUCCAACCACAAUAACAACUGCUUCAACUACAACUACAGCAGCUACAACUACAACAACAGCUGCUCCCACCAAACCAAAGACUACUCCAACAACACCAACUACUCUUGUGACGACUACAACUACAACAACUAAAGCUCCUCCUCCAGUGUUUGUUGUUGCAGCGACUGUGGUUGAACCAUUUGUUGAAGAGCUAAAUGACAGACAGAGUGUGCAGUUCAAAGCUCUUGAAGUAAAAGUGAUAGCAGUGUAUGAUAUCAUCUACAGCGCAAGAUAUGGAAUUCUCUUCAUCCGGAGUUUUAUCAUUUCCUUCAAACCAGCCUUCACCAGAUUUCGAAUGAAUGGUACUCAAGCAGAGGUGGGCGUAGAGUUCAAUAAAACCACACCAGCUCAGACAAUCCCAAAGGCUGAAGAUGUUCAAGCAACACUAAAGGAGGCUGUGAAUAACCCCAACUCCACUUUGAAUGUCACAUUCGACGUGAAUUCCAUUAAAAUAAUAAGUGUACCUGCAACUUCAGCCCCAGUAGUUUUGCAAAAUACAACAACUACAACUAAUGAAACUGCUGCUAACAUCACUACCGGAGUGGCAACAACAACACCUGGAACGUCAACUGCCAGCAAUGCAACAACUACAACUAAUGAAACUGCUGCAAACAUCACAACCGGAGUAACAACAACACCUGGAACGUCAACUGCCAGCAAUGCAACAACCACAACUACAGCGGCUCCAACAACAAUUACAACUGCUUCAACUACAACAACAGCUGCUCCAACCAAACCAAAGACUACUACAACAACAACACCAACUACUCUUGUGACGACUACAACUACAACAACUGAAGCUCCUCCUCCAGUGUUUGUUGUUGCAGCAACUGUGGUUGAACCAUUUGUUGAAGAGCUAAAUGACAGACAGAGUGUGCAGUUCAAAGCUCUUGAAGUAAAAGUGAUAGCAGUGUAUGAUAUCAUCUACAGGUCAAGAUAUGGAAUUCUCUUCAUCCGGAGUUUUAUCGUUUCCUUCAAACCAGCCUUCACCAGAUUUCGAAUGAAUGGUACUCAAGCAGAGGUGGGCGUAGAGUUCAAUAAAACCACACCAGCUCAGACAAUCCCAAAGGCUGAAGAUGUUCAAGCAACACUAAAGGAGGCUGUGAAUAACCCCAACAUCACUUUGAAUGUCACAUUCGACGUGAAUUCCAUUAAAAUAAUAAGUGUACCUGCAACUUCAGCCCCAGUAGUUUUGCAAAAUACAACAACUACAACUAAUGAAACUGCUGCUAACAUCACUACCGGAGUGGCAACAACAACACCUGGAACGUCAACUGCCAGCAAUACAACAACUGCAGCAGUUACAACCAUUACAACAAAAACCACAACUGUGGUGCAAACAGUAAGGCAGCUGACCUUUAGGUCUCCCGGAGAGACCUUUACAACUGAUUUGCUCGACUCGACCUCAACAGCAUUUAAAAACCGAGCUGCACUUUUAAAGUCAACUCUUGAACCAUACUACAAGCAAUCAUUUUCUUCAUUCAGUGAUCUAACAGUGAAGUCUUUCAGAAGCGGCUCAAUCAUCAAUGAAAUGGAGCUUCGAUUUGUAUCUGCAUCUGCUCCUACUGGCUCCGAAAUUGCACAAGUUUUGGUCAAGGCGGCUUCAAACAUCACUGCCUUCACCGUUGAUGCUGCUAGUAUUUUCGUCGAUGGCACACAAGUGUCAAGUGGAGUAAGCCACAAGAUCAGUCUCAUCCUGGCUUUCUGCAUGGUCCUGUUGUCAUGGAUGCUGUCAAGCCAACACUAACAUCUCUGCUAAUUUCUAGUGGAUGAUCUGCUUAAAAAUUAUUCUAAGUGGAAACCACCCAAGACAUCAUGAGAGGGCAUUUUGUUUAAGAGAUAUAAUUAGUCAACAUUUUCCAAGCAUGUUUCUGCAAAUCAUCAGUCAAAAACUUAAAUGCUGGUAAAACCACAUUUAUUAUUUGUAGUACUUGUGAGGAUAUUAGUAGGAUAUUGUUAGUUUGGCAGCAAAAUCCUGGAUCCAGUCUAUGAAGAAAACAACUUGUGUACUUCCUGCGUCUAUUGAGAGAGUUAUUUAUGUUGUCUAAAGAAGUGAUGUAGGAUUUAAAACUUUUUCUCUCAAAGUAACUGCACUUUAUUCUUAUACAAAGUUUAAUUAUUGUGUUCAUUAUUUAUAUAUAUAUAUUUGAAAUACUAAUGAAGGAAUUGCCUGAAUGACUGAUGAGUGGGUGACACAAUUUAUGCCAGAAUCCUCUAUAAAUGAAUGUUGUGGGAUAAAAGAAAUGUAGAACGUCUGAAACCUUUGAUUAUUUUGUUUUUCUUUUCAAUAUAAACAUAUCAAUGAGAUCGAUUGUUUCUCUAUUCAGUAUGCUCUUAAGUGUUAUGCAAGCUUAUUUCCGUGUAACUAAUGAAGAAAUUUAAUUAUAUACAAUAUGAACAUUAAAUUACAUUCAUAUGAGAUUAUUGCAAUAUUUAUCUUUAGGGUGAAAGAUGUGUUAAAGGGUAUAAAAUGCAAUGUAGCUGUUUCCAAUAAAGAAAUUAAUAUGUAAAAGUA